UGUUGUGCUGUGAUGCAAACUUAAUGCAUGCCGCAUCUUUUUGGUGAUUCUGGAGCAUACGCUGGAGAACACACCUUCGUUCCUUAUAUGUUGUUGGUAUGAUGUGAAGUUGCAUGGUUUUAAAGUUGAUUUAGUGACUGAAUAUUUUUAAUUCUUAAAAAGGAUAAUUCAAAUUUAUUCAUAUUAUCGGUAAAAUUUUGUAGAACUCUUUAGAAAUCUAAAAAAAUAAUGGCGAAUUUCAUUCGCGAUCUUACUCCUGAAAAUAUAGGGGCACCUAUAAAGGAAAUAAAGGAGAAAGCCAAACUUGUCCCAGCAUUUCUGAAAACUAAAGGCUUAGUGAAGCAACAUAUUGAUUCAUUUGAUCAUUUUAUAAAUGUUGGUAUAAAAAAGAUUGUGAAAGCUAAUCAAAAAAUUGUGUCAGAUGUUGACCCUUCAUUUUAUAUCAAAUACUUGAGCAUAAAUUUAGGUGAACUUAUAUUUGAGGAAUCCUACCAAGAACGAAAGCCAAUUACUCCACACAUAUGUCGUCUUCGGGACAUGACUUAUAGUGCACCAAUAAUUGUUAGCGUUGAAUACAUCAAAAGUCAAAUGAGAGUUGUUAAGAAUGAUGUUGUCAUUGGAAGAAUGCCAAUUAUGCUUCGGAGCUCAAAAUGUCGACUACAUGGUAAGACUCCCUUUGAAUUAGCUGCUAUGAAUGAAUGUCCACUUGAUCCAGGUGGCUAUUUUAUUGUCAAUGGAACUGAAAAGGUGAUUCUAAUGCAAGAGCAGCUUUCUAAAAAUCGAAUGAUUGUGGAGAAAGAUAAAAAUGGUGCAAUAUCUUGUCAAAUCACUAGUUCUACUAGUGAGAAAAAGACAAGAACUAAUAUUAUAACAAAGAAAGGACGAUUUUAUUUGAACCACAACAGUUUUUCUGAAGACAUUCCUCUAUUUGUAAUAUUUAAAGCAAUGGGAUUUGAGAGUGAUCAAUAUAUUACUCAAAUGAUUGGCACUGAUGAAAUCACUUUAACAAAACUUUUUCCCUGUAUAGAAGAAUGUCGUAAAUUGGAUGUUUUUUCUCAAAAUAAGGCUUUGCAAUUCAUAGGAAGCAAAUUAAAGGUACGAAAAAUGUGGGGUUCUGUUCAAAAGAAAACCCCGGUUGAUGAAGCCAUGGAGCUUUUAGCAACUACAAUUUUAGCCCACAUUCCAGUUGAAGAAUUUAAUUUCAAAAUGAAAGCUGUAUAUUUGGCUUGCAUUAUCAAGCGAAUGAUAUUGGCUGAAAAAAAUCCUCAACUUUUAGAUGAUAGAGACUAUUAUGGCAAUAAAAGAUUGGAGUUGGCUGGUUCUCUGUUAGCACUGCUAUUUGAAGAUGUCUUCAAGCGAUUCAAUACUGAAUGGAAAUGGACUAUCGAUAAAAUAUUACCAAAACUGAAAGCUGGACCAUUUGAUGCAUUGCUACACAUUAAACAAGAUCUUAUAACCAAUGCAUUAGUUAAUGCUAUUUCAAGUGGCAACUGGAGUGUAAAGAGGUUUAGGAUGGAAAGAAUUGGUGUGACUCAAGUUCUUUCCCGACUCUCAUACAUUUCUGCAUUGGGGAUGAUGACAAGAGUAGACAGUCAGUUUGAAAAGUCUCGUAAGGUCUCAGGUCCUCGUUCAUUGCAAGCUUCACAAUGGGGUAUGCUUUGCCCUUGUGAUACUCCUGAAGGCGAGGGAUGUGGUUUAGUAAAAAACUUGGCAUUGAUGACACACGUCACAACUGAUCUUGAAGAAGAACCUGUAGCUCAACUUGCUUACAAUUUAGGUGUACAAAAAGUUCAUAUGCUUUGUGGCCUUGAAUUGCAUGAACCAGAUGUAUAUCUUGUUUUUGUUAAUGGUAAUUUAAUAGGAAUAAAGAGAGGCUAUAAAAAAUUUGUUAAUAAUUUUCGAAAGCUACGUCGAAAUGGUUUUAUUCAUGAAUUUAUAUCAAUAGCUCCUCAUCACACCCAUCGCUGUAUUUAUAUCGCCACAGAUGGCGGUCGACUUUGUAGACCGUAUAUAAUUGUUGAAAAUGGUAAACCAAAAGUAACAGAAAAGCAUAUACAAGAAUUAGAAUACCAUACAAGAUUCUUUCGUGACUUUUUGAGGGAUGGUCUUAUUGAAUAUUUGGAUGUAAAUGAAGAAAAUGACAGUUACAUAGCUGUGUAUGAAAAAGAUAUCAAACCCAAUACUACACAUCUCGAAAUUGAGCCAUACACUUUAUUAGGUGUUUGUGCUGGUUUGAUACCAUAUCCAAAUCAUAAUCAGUCACCUAGAAACACUUACCAGUGUGCUAUGGGGAAACAAGCCAUGGGGACAAUUGGAUGGAAUCAGAAAAAUCGCAUGGAUACAUUAAUGUAUAAUUUGGUUUACCCCCAGAAGCCAAUAGUUAAAACACGGACACUGGAUCUUAUUAAUUUUGAUAAGUUGCCCGCUGGGCAAAAUGCAAUUGUGGCUGUAAUGAGCUACAGUGGAUAUGAUAUAGAAGAUGCCAUAGUUCUAAACAAAGCAUCCCUAGAUAGAGGUUUUGGUCGUUGUCUAGUCUACAGAACAAGUAAAACUACUCUGAAGCGAUAUGCAAAUCAGACAUAUGAUCGAGUUCUGGGUCCAAAGGUUGAUGCUGAAACAAGAAAACCAAUCUGGAAACAUUUGCCUCUUGAUUCAGAUGGCAUAGCUGCACCUGGUGUGAAAGUUGAUGUUCGACAAGUUUUAAUAAAUAAAUCAAUGCCAUCCAUUACAACCUCAUUGCCAACAGAAGCUGAACUUGAGAACGCUGAGCAGCCCUAUAAAGAAGUUCCUGUUGUACAUAAAGGCAUUUUGCCAUCCUAUGUUGAAAGAGUGAUGGUAGCACCUAAUGCUGAAGAAUCUACUCUAAUCAAACUUUUAAUGAGACAGACACGCAGGCCAGAAGUUGGGGACAAAUUCAGCAGUCGACAUGGACAAAAAGGAGUUGUUGGGCUCAUUGCAGAGCAAGUGGAUUUACCAUUCAGUAAUGAAGGCAUUAUUCCUGACUUGAUUAUGAAUCCCCAUGGGUUCCCAUCUCGCAUGACAGUUGGCAAAAUGAUUGAACUACUGGCAGGAAAGGCUGGAGUUCUAACUGGUAAAUUAAAAUAUGCCACAGCAUUCAGCGGUGAUAAGGUUCAAGACAUAUCUGAAGAUCUGAUCAAGUGUGGAUUCAAUUACCAAGGCAAAGAUUGCAUGACUUCUGGCAUUACUGGCGAGCCUUUACAGGCAUAUAUAUUUUUUGGUCCUAUCUACUAUCAGAAACUAAAACAUAUGGUUGUGGAUAAAAUCCAUGCACGUGCACGGGGUCCAAGGACUGUUCUCACUCGACAACCCACUGAUGGCCGUGCAAGAGAUGGUGGCUUGAGGCUUGGAGAAAUGGAAAGAGAUUGUUUGAUUGGUCAUGGCACAAGUAUGUUGCUUCUGGAAAGGUUAAUGCUUUCAAGUGAUGCCUUUGAUGUAGAUGUUUGUGGGAAGUGCGGUCUUAUGGGGUAUUCCAAUUGGUGUCACUUCUGCAAGUCUUCCAGUAACAUUGCUUCCAUCCGCAUGCCAUACGCCUGCAAGCUACUCUUCCAAGAACUGCAGUCCAUGAAUGUGGUUCCUCGCUUAAAAUUAGCUAAAUAUUUUGAAUAGAAAUUGGAAUUCGAAAGAUUAAAUAUUUUGAAAAUGGCUAUGUUAUUUUAUGAGUUGACCGUCCAUCAAUUAAAAUGUAUAUAUUUUUGUGCACAUAAAUGGUGUAAUAUAUUGUACAAAAAGAUAAAUUUAAUAAAAAAAAAUACCUGUUGA
Argiope bruennichi is the source of this 3780-nucleotide messenger RNA. RefSeq names its product DNA-directed RNA polymerase III subunit RPC2-like (gene RpIII128). The record is from RefSeq and is a predicted model, not a curated record. Lineage: Eukaryota; Metazoa; Arthropoda; Arachnida; Araneae; Araneidae. Gene Ontology annotation, molecular function: ribonucleoside binding; DNA binding; DNA-directed RNA polymerase activity. The coding region runs from base 229 to 3627 and encodes 1132 amino acids. The transcript is spliced from 22 exons. Gene Ontology annotation, cellular component: RNA polymerase III complex. Gene Ontology annotation, biological process: DNA-templated transcription.